Messenger RNA from Iphiclides podalirius (scarce swallowtail), 1206 nucleotides. Lineage: Eukaryota; Metazoa; Arthropoda; Insecta; Lepidoptera; Papilionidae. The record is from the annotation of a GenBank genome assembly.
AUGCUGAUUUCAUUAUACCGCAGAAGCACAUCUGUGCUUCCCCGCCUUGCUGCAGCUCUUAGCACUGCAGCCGAAAGUCAAGGCGCUAAACCGAAAACUGCUAUAGUUAUGCUAAACAUGGGCGGACCUCAGACAACUGAUGGGGUCGCGGACUACCUGCUCCGCAUAAUGACUGACCGAGACAUGAUCCAGCUGCCGGUCCAGAGCAAACUGGGGCCCUGGAUCGCUAGCAGGCGCACGGAGGAGGUGAAGAAGAAGUACACGGAGAUUGGUGGAGGCUCUCCGAUCCUGAAGUGGACCAACACCCAGGGCAGGCUGCUAACGGAGGCCCUGGACAAGAUGCUACCAGAGUCCGCGCCACACAAGCACUACGUCGCCUUCAGAUACGUGCCCCCUUUCACGGAUGAGACCUUCGAACAGCUGGAGAAGGACGGCGUGGAGCGUGUGGUGAUCUUCUCCCAGUAUCCCCAGUAUAGCUGCGCCACAACCGGUUCCAGUCUGAACGCUAUAGCGGACUUCUAUAAGAACAGACGCAUACCGGAGAGUAUAAAGUUCAGUGUGAUUGAGAGGUGGCCCACCCACCCGCUACUUGUGAAGGCUUUCGCGGAGAGGAUCAAGGAGAAACUGGAGAAGUUCGACCACAGCAUACGGGAUGACGUCCUCAUCAUGUUCACUGCUCACAGCCUCCCAUUGAAGGCGGUGUCUAGAGGCGACACCUACCCCCACGAGGUGGCAGCCACCGUCGCCGCCACCAUGGGCGAGCUGAGGGUGCCCAACCCCCACCGGCUGGUGUGGCAGUCCAAGGUCGGGCCCCUGCCCUGGCUGCAGCCCUACACUGAUGACGCCAUCAAGGCGUACGCGAAGCAGGGCAGACGCCACAUGAUCCUAGUGCCGAUAGCGUUUGUGAACGAACACAUCGAGACCCUGCACGAGCUGGACAUAGAGUACUGCGAGGAGCUGGCCCACGAGGCGGGCGUGAAGCAGAUAGAGCGUGCGGCGGCGCCAAACGACCACCCGGUGUUCAUAGCGGCCCUGGCUGACGUGGUGGCGAGACACCUCACUGUUGGACCAGCGGUAUCCCGCCAGCUGCUCUCCAGGUGUCCGCACUGCGUCAGCCAGAGGUGCAAGUCAUCUAAGGAGUUCUUCCGGAGGCUGUGCCGAGUACCAGAGACCUCGACCAACCCAGAGCUGGAAGCGGCCCGAGUG